Phragmites australis (common reed) is the source of this 1283-nucleotide messenger RNA. Its product is annotated as protein RESISTANCE TO PHYTOPHTHORA 1, chloroplastic. Gene Ontology annotation, biological process: defense response. Gene Ontology annotation, cellular component: chloroplast. The record is from RefSeq and is a predicted model, not a curated record. The transcript is spliced from 5 exons. NCBI's taxonomy places the organism in Eukaryota, Viridiplantae, Streptophyta, Magnoliopsida, Poales, Poaceae. The coding region runs from base 134 to 874 and encodes 246 amino acids.
GACUUUCAGGCUGUGAGAGGGGCAGCCACUACCAGCGGCAGGGUGUGAAGGCGGGAGGACCCUCCGUUCCCCAUCCCUUCCCUUCCCCUCUCCUCUCCUCCCCUCCCUCUGCCCCGCGAAAACCUCAAGAACGAUGCGUACGCUCAGCGGCGGCUGCGCGUUUGCCAUCGCCAACUGCGCGUCUCUGCCCGUUGCUUCCGCCCUGCGGUCACCGUCGGCCACACUCUCCUGGAGAAGCGCAGGCUGCAGGAGGAGGAGUAGGCGGCAGCUCAGUUCAGCUCGCGCGAGCACGGAUGAUUCCGGUUCCGGUGACAGUGCCGGUGCUGUGGCGGCAGAGGCGUAUACCGUGGGAGACAGCUUGCAACGGGAGGAAGGCGGCAGCGGAGAGGGAGGUGCUUCGGCUGAGUCGUCGGCUGGGAAGCAGCCGCCUCCCGUCAAUCCCAAGAUCGAUAAGGAGCUCAAGAAGGCAGUUCAGAAGACUGCGGCAACCUUUGCACCGAGGGCGUCCACGAAAACAAAGAAUCCUGCUGUCCCUGGAUCUGCCCUGUACACUGUCUUUGAAGUUCAGGGAUAUGCCUCCAUGCUGAUGGGUGGAGCCCUUUCCUUCAAUCUCGUGUUCCCAUCAAAUGAGCCGGACAUCUGGAGGUUGAUGGGAAUGUGGUCCAUUUGGAUGUUCACUAUACCUUCACUUCGGGCCCGUGACUGCUCAAACAAGGAGAAAGAGGCUCUCAACUACUUGUUUCUCCUGAUCCCCCUGGUCAAUGUUAUUAUUCCAUUCUUCGUGAAAUCCUUCGCUGUUGUCUGGUCAGCAGAUACGCUUGCUUUCUUCGUGAUGUAUGCAUGGAAGCUUGGAUGGCUGCAAAGGUCAGAGUAAAGAUCUUUUGUGUGCUUUCUUCGUGAUGUAUGCAUGGAAGUUUGGAUGGCUGGCUGCAAAGGUCAAAGUGAAGGUCUUUUGUGACUGAGAAAACAAUUGAUCCGCAAAGCUUUGCUGGUCUUUUGGAGGGGACCGCUAGAUUAAUUUAUUUUCAAGAUUUAGUGCAUAUAACCUUUUAUAUGUUGUGUAUAAGCAUGGAGUAUGAAAAAACAGGCUUUUGACUUUUAUGUGAUAACUAGAUGUACCUGAAGUCCCAGAUUUUUUUUUUUUUUUGUUGACUAAGAACUAGGCAGCUCUAGAUGGGUUAUGAUUUCCCAACAGAUGUUCUCCUGGAUACUAUCUGUUCUUAUUCUGAAAAAAAAAGUGUACCAAAUGGAAUCAAAUGAAGCAGAUGCGCAGCUUCAAAACA